Molecule: messenger RNA, 605 nt
Organism: Strongylocentrotus purpuratus (purple sea urchin)
Lineage: Eukaryota; Metazoa; Echinodermata; Echinoidea; Camarodonta; Strongylocentrotidae
Product: phospholipid scramblase 2-like
Exons: 1
Source: RefSeq, a predicted model, not a curated record
GUCAAAAUGAUACAACAUCCAAGCCAACGAAUAAUGCAAAUACCGGCGCCAUGGGUCAACCUAUGGCGGGUCCCGGUCAACCGUUGAUGGCACCCGGUCAACCAGUGAAUAAAUCUGGUCAACCAGUGAAUAUAUCUGGUCAACCGAUGAUGGCAACCGGUCAACCAAUGAAUGUAUCCGGUCAACCAGUGAAUACAUCUGGUCAACCGAUGACGGCAACCGGUCAACCGAUGAUGACACCCGGUCCACCAAUAAAUGCAUCCGGUCAACCAGUGAAUACAUCUGGUCAACCAAUGAUGGCAACCGGUCAACCGAUGAAUGCAUAUGGUCAACCGUUGAUGGCGCCCGGUCAACCAAUCAAUGCAUCGGGUCAACCGAUGAUGACACCCGGUCAGCCGAUAUUAGCACCCGGUCAAUAUGGAUACAACCUUAACCAGAGUCAGUUUCCCUACGUGGUAAACCAGCAACCCGGUAUGCCGAGGGAAAUGCAACUGAUGCCACCGCCAUCGGCUGUUCCCGGUUGUCCUCCUGGCCUGGAAUACUUGGUCCAGUUAGACCAACUACUUGUUCAUCAGCAGAUCGAACUUGCGGAAGGUGAGUCCCAG